Sugiyamaella lignohabitans is the source of this 2394-nucleotide messenger RNA. It is a transcript of the gene UTP13, whose product is annotated as Utp13p. The record is from RefSeq and is a predicted model, not a curated record. Gene Ontology annotation, cellular component: nucleolus; 90S preribosome; small-subunit processome. Gene Ontology annotation, biological process: endonucleolytic cleavage in 5'-ETS of tricistronic rRNA transcript (SSU-rRNA, 5.8S rRNA, LSU-rRNA); endonucleolytic cleavage to generate mature 5'-end of SSU-rRNA from (SSU-rRNA, 5.8S rRNA, LSU-rRNA). Gene Ontology annotation, molecular function: protein binding; U3 snoRNA binding. Lineage: Eukaryota; Fungi; Ascomycota; Dipodascomycetes; Dipodascales; Trichomonascaceae. The coding region runs from base 1 to 2394 and encodes 797 amino acids. The transcript has a single exon.
AUGGAACUGCGAACGUCUUUCGUAGCUAAAAGCUCAAUCGAGCCAUUUUAUACUGGUGGUGAUGUGUCAAUAUCGGGUGAUCUACUUGCCACAACGUUAAGCGACAGGGUCAUAUUGACCAAUUUGACCACUGGUAAGCGACUAAAUGUAAUAGAAGGCGACACCGAGCUAAUCACAGCUCUUGAGCUCUCUCCAUCUGGAACUCAUCUAGUAACAUGUUCGAGAUCUCUUCAAAUGCAUAUUUAUAAAUUAGCUGCUAGUGACAGCGGUGAUGAGAAUGAACCACUCAAAGUAACCAAAGUGAAGACAGUAAAAGCACAUGAAUCACCAAUUAUGGUCGUCACUAUUGAUCCCACAUCUUCUCUUAUUGCCACCGGUGGUGCUGAAGGUGCUGUUAAAGUAUGGGAUUUAAAUGGCGGCUAUGCUACCCACAAUUUCAGAGGUCAUGGUGGAAUUAUUAGUGCCCUGAAAUUCUGGGGCCAACAAGGAACCACUGAGUGGAAAUUAGCUAGUGGAUCUGACGACUGCAAAGUUAGGCUAUGGGAUCUUGUCAAGAGUAAAUGUUUGGCUGUCUUGGAUAAUCACGUCAGUAUUGUUCGUGGUUUAGAUUUCAGUCCCGAUGGCAAGACUUUGAUUAGUGGUGGAAGAGACAAGGUCGUUAGUGUGUGGAAUGCCAACAAUGGUAAAUUAAUUAAUACGCUUCCAGUUUCUGAAGUUUUGGAGACUGUUGGUUUUGUCUCACUAGGAGACAAACUCGGCUUUUUUACAGGUGGAGAGACUGGACUUGUACGCAUUCGCAGUCUGACAGGUGAGCUACUGUUUUCUCAGCCUGACGGUAACAAGGUUCAGCUUGAUGAAGAGGUCAGCAUUAAUAGCAUUAUUGUACAUGAUUCAUAUCUUUACACAGUUCUUUCAGAUCAACUCAUCACUCAACUCUCAAUCCCAGAUCUUGAAAUUGUUAGUCGAAUUGCUGGUAACCAUGGUGAGAUUAUUGACAUGUGCUUUUUGGACGAUGACUACACAAAAUUGGCUAUUGCCACUAACUCGCCAGAAAUCCGAAUUCUCUCUCUCAACAACCCACUAGAAUGUUCUAUUUUAUCUGGCCAUACUGACAUUGUGAUAUCUAUAGACCGUUCUUUUGAUGGAAAAUGGCUAGCAUCUGCAGGAAAAGAUAAUCAGGCCCGUCUGUGGUACGACGGAAAACUUCAUUCGGUGUACAGUGGUCAUGCUGGAUCCAUUGGUGCAGUGGCACUUCCCCGAACUCCUCCUUCAAAUGACGACUCGUCAGUUCCUCCCGAGUUUGUUAUAACCGGUUCUCAAGAUCUCACAGUUAAAAAAUGGAAUCCACGAAGCAAGACGAAUGCCCAUUCGGCUGUGUAUACGCGUAAAGCACACGACAAAGAUAUUAAUGCCAUAGAUGUUUCGCCCGACGACCGCUUGUUUGCUACAGCGAGUCAAGACAGAACCGCCAAAAUUUGGGAUGUCGAGACUGGAGAGACGGUUGGUAUCCUCCGUGGCCACAAACGUGGUGUGUGGACUGUCAAAUUCUCUCAGUGGGACAAGACGGUAGCCACUGGUAGUGGUGACAAGACUAUUCGUCUAUGGAAUCUCAAUGACUAUACCUGCAUUAGAACAUUUGAAGGACACACCAAUUCAGUUCUCAAGUUAUCUUACCUAACGCACGGUAAGCAACUUGUCAGUGCUGGUGGUGACGGUCUUGUCAAGGUUUGGGAAGUAUCCUCAGGAGAAUGUACUACAACUCUUGAUAACCACGAAGAUAAAGUCUGGUCAGUGGCUGUGGGAACCAGAAAGGCAGCUACUCCUGAUAAGGAAGAUGACGAAGAUGGUGGCAUUAUUCUCUCGGGUGGUGGUGACUCUAUCAUUACUGUUUGGGAAGAUAUCAGUGAAGAAGAGCGUGUACGUAAGGCCGAAGAAUCAGCUGAGCUUGUCGAGAAGGAGCAAGAGCUCUCUAAUUACAUUCGUAAAGGAAACUGGGCUAAAGCUUUUGCUCUUGCGCUAUCAUUAGACCAUCCUUUUCGAUUACUUAAACUCUUACAAGAAGUACAUUCAAAGCAAGAGCCUGAGUCUAUCACUGGUCUUGUAGCUGUAGACACCAUCAUUGCUGACCUUGAUCAUGACUCUCUGGUUCGCCUUUUACAACGUGUCCGUGACUGGAACACCAACUCGAGAACCAGUCCUGUAGCUCAAGUUGUCCUCCACGCCAUUCUCCGUUACCAUUCUGCCGAGGAACUUGGCAACAUCACUGGCGUCCCCAAAAUUAUCGACUCACUCAUCCCCUAUUCUGAACGUCACUAUGCCCGUAUUGACGACCUACUCGCUGAGAGCUCUGUACUGGAAUACGCUCUGCGAGAGAUGAGCCUUCUUAGAGGAUAG